Sinocyclocheilus grahami is the source of this 887-nucleotide messenger RNA. RefSeq lists its product as uncharacterized. NCBI's taxonomy places the organism in Eukaryota, Metazoa, Chordata, Actinopteri, Cypriniformes, Cyprinidae. The transcript has 2 exons. Gene Ontology annotation, cellular component: cytoplasm. Gene Ontology annotation, biological process: negative regulation of TOR signaling; neurotrophin TRK receptor signaling pathway; negative regulation of protein kinase activity. The annotation marks the transcript as partial. The record is from RefSeq and is a predicted model, not a curated record.
UUUUCUAGGUAACAACAGCAAGUGGUGGCAUCCUCCCAUCUCUCCCCUAGUUCUCUCCAGCACGCAGACACCAUCACUCAUUUCAAAUGUGCCUCUUCUAACAGUCCCAUCAGCUUUAACUAAACCAAGUUCUCACUACCAAAGAGUGCUAACCACAAAACGCAUUUCAUAUAUACACAGACAUACACAUUCACACACACCAGCAUUCCAACAUUCCAAAAGAACGGAUUCCGAAAACCGUUCAACAGAGCCAUAGGUUGUUGCGUAAACACAUCAUGGCCUCUGUCACCAAAUCCUCUAACCCCGAGAUCCCCGAUAAUCACAAGGAGAGCUGGCUGGCGCUGCUUGCUGCUGCUGAGGCUUACAGUCAGACGUCUGGUUGUGAUUUGGCAAUUUUGACCGCGUAUAAGAAGUUCCGUCCUCCCGGGGUUGAGGUGGAAGGAACAAGGAAUCAUGAAGGGGGUGGAACUCGGGUGUGGAAGUUUGAUUAUGCUUAUCAUGUUUGGGGACCAGGGGCCCUAGCGGAGUCGUCACAACGAUACAUGGAUGACAUCGCAGUUCUGCACUCCACCACUGUACUGACGGCUCAGAGACACACGCGUCUGAAUAUGGAGGUAGGAGGAGCCAAACUGGGUGUGGAUGUGCCGUCUGACAGGCUGAGCUUGACUGGAGAUGGAGUCGGGACUGUCAGUCCCAACAUGAGGCUCUAUUCUCAGAGCUACCCGUCGAUCUACAGCUCGACUGCUGCCAUUGGCCAGCCAGGUGGUCAGCAUGGGAAUGGAGAACGUGACCGGGAGAAAGCGGCGAUGGAGGAACGUGAGAAGGCAAGAGAGAGGACGGAAAUUGCAGACUUGGAAGAUGAUGAUGAUGAGGAGGAGGAGGAGGAG